Molecule: messenger RNA, 1979 nt
Organism: Uranotaenia lowii
Lineage: Eukaryota; Metazoa; Arthropoda; Insecta; Diptera; Culicidae
Product: protein sickie-like
Exons: 4
Coding region: 29-1693 (554 amino acids)
Biological process (GO): nervous system development; neurogenesis
Source: RefSeq, a predicted model, not a curated record
UGUGAAUUAAUUUAUCCUCUAUAUUUUUAUGUCUUUUCAGACACAUAUGGUAGCGGCCUUUGAACAAAGUUUAGUCAGCAUGUCACAGAAGCUUGAAAAAUUAACACUAUCUAAGGAUAAUAAGGACACGGAAAUUCAAGAAAUGCGCCAAACGAUCGAACUUCUCCGUCAACAAUCGGCAGGAAUCGCUGCAACGCAACUUCUGGCCCUCAGCUCAACACAAGGAGCGACGUCAGGUGGAAAUACCACUAAGAACGUUCCUCCACCCCCGUCCAACACCAGCGGGCCAGCGCACGAAGAAAUGCGCCGUCAUCACAGUUCGGAUUCGAUGCACUCGAUCACCGUCAUGGGCCAUGAGCCACUUUCGGGCCAUGGACAAAGUCAGGGAGGAGGAGGCCAAUACCACAGUCAGAAAAAGAAGAGUGGCCUGCGCCAUUCGCUUCAGCGGGCCUUCUCCAGGAAUAACAAAAAUUCCGGAGGCCAUAAAAACGCUCCUCGCCCCAUCAGCCAAAGUUCCAAUCCGGAUUUCGCCGAGCGCGAAAUGAUGUUACUAAUCGGAGGCAGUGGCGGCCAAUAUUCUAACGGAACCAGCAGGGAAAAUGUGUCCGUUAGUCCAUCAGCGUACGUGGGACCCCCCUCACUGUCGCCGACCAGCAAAUGCAGUUCUACCAGCUCAAGCAGCCCGGAACAAAACGGAGACCAACACAUCACGUACGAUCGGGACGGCAACCCUGUGGUGGAGCAUCUGGUCAAACAGCUACGCGAAAAGGAUCUGGUGCUGACCGACAUCCGCCUGGAAGCUCUGACUACGGCCUCGCAGGUCGAAUCUCUCAAGGAUACGGUGAUGCGGAUGCGCCAGGAAAUGAUUUCCCUGAAGCAGAACAAUGACCGGCUCCAACAGAUGGUGGUGCGUCGAUCGAUGACCGGAAGCGAUAUCUCGCUGGGUGGUUCCUGCAGCAGUCCCACGGAAAGUGAACCUCGUCGAUACAGCGCAACGGCCGAAUAUCUCAGCAAUAGACCACCGAUGGAGCUGCCGUUGAAUCUGGACGAAGGAGAUGAAGAUUGUGAACCACCUCCACCGGCUCCGGAACCCCUGAGUCCAGCAUUCAUUGCCGACAUGUCACCGGGCCUCGAAAGAUCGCCACCGAUUCUGGACGAGAUAAUGGCACUUUCAGCCGAUACGGCACUAGAAUCAAACAUCGAGGGCAAGAAAAUUGCCAUUGCUGUCUACUUGGGGCAGAUGGAACUGUUUGGCCGUUAUCUGGAGGAGAUGAACGAAUCGGGAAAAGGCCGGGAAAAGCCAGGUCGAAUUAAACAAAACGAAUUUACGAUUGCUUUCACCUUUGUUUGUGGCAAAACGAGCUGGCCAAGUCUGGAUUACAUUGUAAGGAGAAGCUUCAACGACUUUCUUGAACGUGUUGAUCCGGCCGGCAAUUUGGGACUGACCACGGAGUCUAUCUCCAGCUAUCACUUGGGCGAGGCUACCCGUGCCCCCGAGGUCCACCUGCCGGAGCUGCUACCCUGUGGCUACACCGUCGGAAACGUGGACACCCUGUACAUUUGCCUGCGGGGAGUCAGCAAUGUGGCCAUCGACAAUUUGAUCAUCAAAAAUAUGGUGCUUCGAUACAAAUCGUCCGCCGUCGUCGAUCCGAGACGUAAUCGAACUUCACAAGGCUCUGCUGACAACAACUGAGGCGCGUCGUUGCGAAUUGCAGGCAGUUCGUAAAACCAAUGCAAACUAAAAUGUUCUCCUAUUAGCUGGAGCUUUCAAUAGUGCUUAGAAUUAAACGAUAGUUACGUCCGAGUAGUAAAUUAUUCCUUGUUUGUUUCACUCUCCUUUUCUACUUAAAUAGCCAGAUCAGUCAACGAAAUAGGUGAUAUUACUGUUGCGAUGUAUAACACUUACGAGACAUUGUAUUUUCCCGAGAAAAAAAAAUCAAAAAUAAAAAGUGCCUGAAUAAAAGUUUUAUUCCAAACAA